GGCGCAGAGCAGUGGAGAGCGUCUCGGACAACAUGAAGCAGUUCAAGCUUAUAAAGCAGCCUCAGAAGAUAGGUUUCUGGGCGGCUUCACGGCGGACGGCGACGGCCUUCGCGCCGUUGGCCAAGCGGCUCAGGCGUCGCAGGCUGGCCAUGCUGCGCAGGGCAGCAGGCCGCAAGGCAGCGAAGCUCACGGCCCCUGGGCUCACGCCGCCGGCCGGACAUGGGGCGGGCGUCUCAGUGCUGGCGGACCGCUCGCUGGCGCCGCUGGGAACCUCAGCAGCUAACGCGGCAGGGGCAAAGCCAGGCUGCGGGGCCACAGCCGUCAUGGUUCGGCAGGAAGGGGCCCCCUGCGAUCCCACGGUGGAGGCCAUUGCCCCCUCGAUCACCAGACUGGCAGGCUGGAUCUGCGAAGGGCAGGGGUCGCUGGCAGAGCUGCAGCGCGCUUGGCUUCGGCUCGCUCAAAAAGCUGAAGAAGGAAAGCUCGCGCUGGCCACGGCCAGAGGCCUCCGGGGGGCGGCCUGGCUGUCACUGGCCAGGAUUGGCUGGAAG
This is a messenger RNA of Prorocentrum cordatum, 548 nucleotides long. Lineage: Eukaryota; Dinophyceae; Prorocentrales; Prorocentraceae. The record is from the annotation of a GenBank genome assembly.